Messenger RNA from Arabidopsis arenosa, 1009 nucleotides. The record is from the annotation of a GenBank genome assembly. Lineage: Eukaryota; Viridiplantae; Streptophyta; Magnoliopsida; Brassicales; Brassicaceae.
AAGUUUCAAUUUCUUCUUAACGAAGGAAACCAAAAAAAAAAAAAAUCAUGGCCGAUCCUACCGAAUCCUGCGUCAUGACGAUGACGGUGACCACCACGCCGGCGUCAGAUUUAGCUUUCACAAAUCUCGCAUAUUGUUCUCCGUCUGAUCUCCGUUGCUUCGCUGUUCCCGGAACGCCCGAUCUCUUCCUAGCUAACGUCGGAGAAAGUAUUUCUGAUGGAAGUAUUGCUCUGAAUUCGAUUCAACGACGACAUGCUAGAGUUUCUGCUGGUGACAUUGUUUCUGUAACAAGAUUUAUUCCUCCUGAAAGCUUUGACUUGACUGUUCUGACAGUUGACUUAGAAUUUGUCAAAAAAGGGACUAAAAAUGAACAGAUUGAUGCUACUCUCCUCUCAACUCAACUGAAGAAGAAAUUCACUAACCAGGUCUUGACAGUAGGUCAAAGAGUUACAUUUGAGUAUCAUGGAACUAACUACAUUUUUACGGUCAAUCGAGCGGUUAUAGUGGCUGAUGAUGAGAACCAAACUAAUUGUAUCGAAAGAGGGAUGAUUUGUAAGGAUACAUAUUUUGUGUUUGAAGCAUCAAAUGCAAGUGGCAUAAAGAUUAUCAACCAACGAGAAUCUGUUACAAGCAAGAUAUUUAAAGAAAAGGAGUUUAACCUUCAAUCCCUAGGUAUAGGUGGUUUAGGUGCAGAGUUUGUUGCUAUAUUUCGAAGAGCUUUUACUUCUCGUAUACUUCCUCGCGAUGUCGUGAACAGAAUUGGGGCAAAGCACGUUAAAGGGAUGCUUCUGUUUGGACCUCCCGGUACUGGCAAGACCUUGAUGGCACGCCAAAUUGGCAAAAUGCUUAAUGGAAAGGAGCCAAAGAUCGUUAAUGGUCCUGAAGUGCUAAGCAAGUUCGUCGGCGAGACAGAAAAGAAUGUAAGAGAUCUGUUUGCUGAUGCUGAAAAUGACCAGAAAACACUUGGUGCGGAAUGAUAAAAUCUUUUUACCCUGAUUUGUGCUUUAUU